Messenger RNA from Hemibagrus wyckioides, 2330 nucleotides. It is a transcript of the gene tppp3, whose product is annotated as tubulin polymerization-promoting protein family member 3. Gene Ontology annotation, biological process: positive regulation of protein polymerization; microtubule polymerization; microtubule bundle formation. The coding region runs from base 171 to 704 and encodes 177 amino acids. Lineage: Eukaryota; Metazoa; Chordata; Actinopteri; Siluriformes; Bagridae. The transcript is spliced from 4 exons. Gene Ontology annotation, cellular component: microtubule. Gene Ontology annotation, molecular function: tubulin binding. The record is from RefSeq and is a predicted model, not a curated record.
GAGAGAGAGAGAGAGAGAGAGAGAGAGAGAGAGAGAGAGAGCAGGUGGUGCUGUAGACCGUAGCCCUGUAUAUAGAGAGGUUUUUUUGUGCAUGGGUGUGAGUUCAUGUGUGUGUAUAUGCGUGUGGAGUAGCCGUGCAGGAAGGAGCAGGGUGCCACAGCAUUGGCAGGAUGGCAGAGAGCACAGAUGUGGACCAGCUGCUAAGUGCCUUUAAGAAGUUUGCUGUCCAUGGAGACACCAAAGCCACAGGGAAGGAGAUGAAUGGCAAAAACUGGGCCAAACUCUGUAAGGACUGCAAAGUUAUUGACGGCAAAAACGUCACGUCCACCGACGUAGAUAUCGUCUUCACCAAAGUCAAGGCAAAGUCUUCUCGGGUCAUCACUUACGAGGAGUUUCUGAAAGCUCUGGAAGACCUGUCCUUGAAGAAGUUCAAAGGUCAAAGCAAGGAAGAAGCGUUGCAGGCCAUACACAAGCUGAUCGAGGGCAAGGAACCCACCAAUGUUGGUGUAACGAAAGUGGCGAAGGGCGGAGCAUUGGACAGACUAACAGACACUACCAAGUACACGGGAUCGCACAAGGAGCGCUUUGACGAGAGUGGCAAAGGCAAAGGGAAAAGCGGACGCGAGGAGAUCGUAGAGAACACUGGCUAUGUAGCGGCAUACAAGAACGCAGGGACUUAUGAUGAGAAGACCAAAACCAAGUGAAGGUUGCAAGGCUAGUGGAACACGUGAGAAAUCAGGAAGAGCUCCAUUUCCAUCAGCACUUACAUCUGGACCAAAGGCAGACCUGAACUUUGUCAUGGUGGAAGCCAGUGAAUGUCAGGAAAUUAAGUAAACAGCUGUGUCUGGGGUCUCCGGAUGCAGUUAUUAAGAUGCAUCAGUGUUUAUUGUUUUAAGAUGUUUCUGCACAAUAUGUCUUUACAUGUUAACACGUCUUUCUAAAUCUGGCCAUUUUUUUACCAUGCAUACCAAAGCAAAGCUAAUUCAAGUGAUUUUUUUUUUGUUUUUGUUUCGAUUUUGGGUUUCUCUGUCAAUGAAGGUGACUUGCUUGCUCACAAAGCACUAGAUGAUGAAUUGCUCAUUUAUGAAUUAUAAAAUUUUUUGGGGCUUUUUUUUUAUUCUUUGUGUUAGAACUCAAGCAGUAAAGAACAAUAAUCCAUUGUAGUGUAGACGUCUGUAUAUAAAACAUGAUUAUGAAUGACUGCAUGCCAUUUAAUUGAUAACUGCGACAUCCUCGUGCAGUUCGGGUGGAUUUGAGGCGGCUGUAGUAUUAGUGAUGGUAUUAAGAAUUUGGAAUUAAGAAUUGAUUAUUUAAUCUACCCAUCAAGACAUCCACCAAUCUUUUGCUAUGAAUAAAAUCAUAUAUCCAGCCUUCACCUGUUACUUGACAUCCCUUUGCUGUAAAUCCCAUUUUUCACCAAAGUAGCUGGUAGCUGAUACAAUGUGAUUAAACAACGAUGCAAUGCAUUUAUUCGACAUCUUCAUUGGCCUUUUUUGAACAUCACUAUCGCACAGUUACUGCGUUAUUUGGCAUGUAUGUAAUUAGCUGUAUUGUAUAUGUGUUACUUUAACCCCAUGUUAAUAAGCAAUUGAAAAUAAGUUCAAACCCCAACCCAAGCUAUGCUACUUAAGGAACGUUUAUAACCUUUAAUAAGACCUAAGAAACCUUAAAUAUGCAGAGAAUCCCUUGAAGUAUCCUUAAUAAAUGUACUGUCCAGAGACAAAUUCAAAAUGAUCGACCAUUAUUCAUUGGGGUUUGGAAAUGACGCAAAUGUAAAAUUCUGUUCAGGCGUUUUUUUGUUUUGACCGCAGAGACAUGAUUCAUAACCCUAAAUAAUAACAGAGGAACAGAAAUUUUCCUGACUAUUGAAAUCUAAAUUGUGAUGAAAAGCAGAAGAAAGGCACUAGUGAUGUUGACCUUCCUUUCACCGCUAUAUGUUUACAGACAACCGUACUAGAUGCAUACAUUAAAGUAACAGCCGCCUUAAUCAUAUAUGUCUCAUCAUGUAUUUCUGGUCUUCAAGAAGGCCUGCCUUGCACUUUAAUGGAUGCAUUUGGACUAUAAACCUGAUGUACACUUUGAUGAUAAGAAAUAACAAACUGGAGAUUUUUUUAUUUUUUUGCUUUAAAUAAUUCAUCCUGGAAUAAAAAAUUCGAAUACUGUAAUUUACCUGUAAACAUAUUUCUGGACAAGCAGUAUAAUAAUGUGGUGUGAUUAUAUUAUACUGGACAUCUAUGUUUCAGAUAUCCAAAGUAUGACUAUUACGUUUCCUGUCGAGUCUGGCCCUGUGAUUCUUGUUGUCUUGUCUAGAUUAAACGUUGUAUAAAAUA